AUGGGAUCGGAACAGAGUUCUCAAGGUGGAACGCAGAGUGCUAAUACUAAUAGAACAAGAAAUGUACCAUUGAGACGUGGUAAAAGUGUACCAAAUCGUGAACGAGUACCAGAAGAUACACCACCAAGAUGUACUAGUCCUGGUGCAAGCAUUUGUUCAGAUUCUGACCUACCAUAUAUAUCUUAUACUGUGAAUAGACCUAUCGGCGAUUCACCAAAGAUGACAAAUAAACAAUCACAGUUAUACAGAGGCAAAAGUUUGGGUGCGCAAGAUAUAUCUAGACGUAAAAAUAGCUUAGGUUCCAGUAGCUACAGGAAAACUACCUCCGACAAAAUUCACAACAUUGUUGUAGUGAAACCAGCCUUGCAAGAUCCGACAGCCGAUAAAGAUCCUGACUUGGUUAAAUUACAAAGUAUUCCCAUGUUCCUACCUAUUAUGCGUGGCACUCUCAAUCUGCCACCUGGCGUAAGGGAUCCAGAGGUCCUAGAAAGACUCAAUCCCAUUGGUCUGUUCAACCUGUGUGCUCGGUAUCAACAUCACCUUAACACUAAUGCUCAAAUGAUAGCCACCGAACAAUCCACUCUAUGCAUCAAUAUUGAACCAGAAGUAACCAAGAUUCUUAAUUUGGUAACAGAAAGACAAAAAAAGUUUGCCAAGUUUACUGAACAACUGAACAAAAUACAUGAGCUUAGUAAACAACUAACUAAAUGCCAUUCUCUUUUGAAUCAAACUCUGGAAAGCCUUGAAACUUUGAACAAUCUUUUACCAAUAGAGGAUAGGUUAGAACCAUUUGUAUGGACUACUGGAUAA
Heterotrigona itama is the source of this 810-nucleotide messenger RNA. Lineage: Eukaryota; Metazoa; Arthropoda; Insecta; Hymenoptera; Apidae. The record is from the annotation of a GenBank genome assembly.